Molecule: messenger RNA, 1365 nt
Organism: Lolium perenne
Lineage: Eukaryota; Viridiplantae; Streptophyta; Magnoliopsida; Poales; Poaceae
Source: RefSeq, a predicted model, not a curated record
AUGAAAGGCACGGCGGCGGCGAGCGGAGGCGGCAAGGCAGGGGCCGCGGCGCCCGUGGUGGAGGCCGAGGAAUCCCCGGGUUCUGAGAAACCGGCUCCCCCCUCCGGGGCGGGGGCGGCUGGGUCCGAUGAUCAUGUAUCGGAUAUGAUGGGGCGCUUACGCCUCACACAGGCAGAGACCGAAGCGGUUGUGCUGGACGACGGCAUCGACGAUAUCCCUGUCCACUCCAAGUGGGCGCUCGUCGGCAAGGUGCUAUCCCCUUCGAUUCUUCACAUCAGCACGAUUGCGGCGGCUCUGCGGCCUGCGUGGGGUAACCCGCGUGGGCUAUUGCUGAAUUCGGCCGGUGACAAUACAUUUGUGGCGGAAUUUGGCACCAAGGCGGAUAUGGAUCGCGUGCUGGACGGCCCUCCAUGGGUUGUAGGUAAACGUGCUGUUCUUCUGCAGGGUUUUGACGCUGAUCUUAAACCACAAGAGAUGAUCUUCAACAAGAUGCGGCUGUGGGUCAGAAUAGUCAACCUCCCGUUUGGCUACAUGCAUCAGAAGUGGGGGAAGGCAAUUGCUAGCUCUUUUUGUAGCGUUGGUUGUGUCCCUGUGGUGGACUGUGCUGCAGAUGGACGAUGCUGGGGAAGCUACAUGCGUGUCCGGGUUGAGGUGGACGUUGACAAACCGCUUAGGCGGGGAGUCACUGUCUUCUCUCAGCGCCGUCAGACAACGGAUUGGUUUAGCCUCCAAUACGAAGAUUUGCCACAUUACUGUUUCUCCUGUGGUUUUAUUGGGCACACCUCGACUGAAUGUAAUGAUCCAGGUGAGAGGGAUGCUGAGGGGAAACUGCCUUACUCUGCUGACAGACUUUGCGCACCUGAUGAGAAAAAGAAGAAGAACCAAGGAGCAAGGUUGUCUAGUGGAUCGGUCUCUGCGGGACAAGGCCGGUCGUCCACGCCGGUGCGGGAGGGACCUGGUCAAUCACUCAACACUGGCGGGGCAGCAAGUAAGUCACAAGUGAAUGAAGAUUUUGUCGAGGUGUCAUCGCCGACAAAGAAUGUGAAAACACGUGCUCGCGCAAAACAAACCAAGGCAGACACGAGUCAAGCCAAAGGUAAAGACCUAGCUCAAGAUGGGAAGAUGCUCACGGGGCAGAAGCGGAAGAAUCAACUAGUCUAUCGCCCGAAAGCCCCGGCCAUGCUGACGGCCGAAGUGGUGAAUCCACUAGCGGUGGUGAUCCACCAGGCUGUAGACACCCCUGUCAGUGAGGAGGAGCACACUGAGGACGAUAUGAGUACAGACUCAAACAAGAAGAGGAAGAAUGAUACUGUUGGAUCGGCGGAUCAGGCGGGAGCUGUUGAGCAGCCCCGCCCUACGCAAUGA